Geodia barretti is the source of this 1089-nucleotide messenger RNA. The record is from the annotation of a GenBank genome assembly. NCBI's taxonomy places the organism in Eukaryota, Metazoa, Porifera, Demospongiae, Tetractinellida, Geodiidae.
AUGUCUUACAACAGUCUCACUGCACAUUUUCUGCAGGUGAAGCAGUUCUUCUCCGACUCUGUCGUGCCAAAACUUUCACUUGAAGCUGUGAAGUCUCCAUCUCUAGUCCAAGAUUGUAUGGCUGAGGCAGUGAGGAGGAUUGAGGGGCUGGUUCCACUGAGUGCUGACAGCAUCACGUCCCAGGUGGGCCAGGCCUGCUCCAGGAACCUCGAGCCAGCCCGCACCAUCCCUCGACUCUACCGAAGAACAAACAGAGAAGUGCCUCAGCAGGCGUUGAGUUAUGUUGGGGAACAUCCUCCGACCCCUCGUGACGCUCAGAGGGGAGAUCCCUGCCAAUUUCGAGAAGCAGUGGAGCACUUGUAUUGUGGAGGCAGUCACAAAGAGGUACAGUACCAUGAGAUCACAUCAGAGGUGCUGACGUCUGUGAAACGGACGGAGGACAGUCUGUUGAAGCUACGGCGCAACAGGCAGUCCCUCCUCCCAGCAACGGGGAUGAGCGACGACAACAAGAUACGGCUCCAGAUUGCGCUCGAUAUCGAGGCCUAUUACUCUCAGGUGGAGAAUUUCGGCAGCGGAGUGGCACGGGAUUCAUCUCUGUCAUCAUCUCUGAACCAACUCCUGGAGACUGGAAAAGCUGCCAAGACUCUCGCAGUGACUGCCUCCUCCUCCUCCUCUCCCUCUUCCUGAACCCAACUCUCCAAUCAUGUCUCACACUAAUAUUUCCCACACUUCCUCUUGGAAGAUUCCUGGAACGAGAAACUGCUCCCAAAUCAAGGAACACAAUUUCAUUAUGUAUACAAUGAUCAUAGUGCGGCAUACAUAAUAAUAUUGCUGUAAUACUAGGGCAGGUGAGUUCAUGUGAGUUAUGGUUUAGAGUUCAGUAUUGGUGCUGUGGUUUGUAGCCGGAGGUGCUAAUGAUGAGAGGGGGCCCUCUUUGAGUGCCUUUAGGGCCUCUCCAAUUGAGGACACAAGUCGACACAACAGAAUCGACUCCUCCAGCGAGUGACUUGCGUCCAGUUCUCUGGAGCACCACUUUAGCUUUGCCACCAGCACCGACUGGGCCUCCAGGCCAGCCUCGUGCAGGGACAC